Molecule: messenger RNA, 876 nt
Organism: Fukomys damarensis (Damara mole-rat)
Lineage: Eukaryota; Metazoa; Chordata; Mammalia; Rodentia; Bathyergidae
Exons: 3
Coding region: 1-753 (250 amino acids)
Source: RefSeq, a predicted model, not a curated record
AUGGUUGCACUGCGGCCAAAGCUACAGAGUGGUCCCGGUGUUGUUCUUAAUAUAUUUGUCCGCCUCGUUCCUUCGUCGUUGGCUUUUCUUUGUUUCUCAUCUGUCUCAGUGAGCUGGGUAGGACUCCAGCUAGCUAGUCUGUUAGGCUUGGAAGGAAAGGAGCAGAGCAAAUAUUACAGUGUAGCAGCCUAUGGGAAGAGAAGAGCCUCUGCCCUGCUGUAUAAGUCGUUCCUGAACCAGGGAUUUGGACAGGCUGGGAGUGAUUUCCAUCGUCCUGACCCGAAGCUCUGCACAGACCCUGUUUCCCCCACCAGCUGUGUGGGGGCCGCAGCCUUGCUGACCGGUGCGCGUCCUCCCAAGCGUUGGGGGCUUUGCCCCACGGCCCUCGAGCCACUGUCGGCUGCCAGACCUGAAGACCCCAUCGGGUGUCUUCUCUUCGCUUUUGGCUUGCGCCUGCCUCUUUUAUUCCUCAGCUCAGCCUUGCCCCGUGUGAGAGGGAACCUGGGACAGAAGCCUCCGUGCACAGCCGGCCGCAGCCGCGUCCUCCUCUCCCGCUGCCCUGCUCCUCCUCCUCAGCAGGGCUCCGUGAAACCUUCUUCGAACUUCUUAACCCUCUACUCAUCUCCUUUCACUUCUGCUCUCUUGACUUCCUUUUCAGCUGUGCCUUUCCAUCUCUGCCCUAUUUCUCUUUACUCUUUUGACCCCAGUCACCCCCCAGUACAUAUUGGUGGCAUCUCCCAGUGUUUUCACUGAAGACUGUGCGUCUAGUCCCCUUGGGAUUCUGGCCUGUGUUUAGCCAGAGGAAGGGGUUUGUUCGUGUCUCUCUCCCCUCCUCUCCUCUCUCUCUCUCUCUCUCUCUCUCUCUCUCUCUCUCUC